This is a messenger RNA of Symbiodinium natans, 684 nucleotides long. The record is from the annotation of a GenBank genome assembly. Lineage: Eukaryota; Dinophyceae; Suessiales; Symbiodiniaceae.
AUGUCAUUGCAAACGUGGCGAGCUCUGGUCGCACUGGGAUACCUCGUACUGUUGGCACUGGGAAUUGCAGGCGUCUGGUGUUUGGCCGUCGCACGCCAACUUUCUGACAACCCUGGCAAGUCUGAGCCCGACGAGCUAUUUGAGAAGCUGGGAGCCAACUGCACCAUCCUAACAGUCCGCCACGGCUUUGAAAGCCAACGGGACAAGACGGUAGACGACGGCGCAUUGUAUGAGUGGUGCCAAGACACUGUGGAGUACACCUUUGCUUACCAAAACCAGAGUACAGCGUAUUCAGAGUCGCCCCUGGUCUCACGGCGAAAUUAUCGCAAAUCCAAAGCAGCCUGGGUUUUUAGCCCCAUGGCGGAUGUGUGCCACGGUGCCGCUGGCUACCGGGACCCGGUGUGCGGCCAUUUAUGCAGUGUAGGCCAGGAGGUCUUCUGCUGGAAGCCGUUCGAAGAAGGCGCUCGUACUGCUUGGGCCGCCUGUGGAAAUCCGCAGUGCUUCAAGAUCAUGCCGCCCCAGCUGGUGCAAAGCAGAGCAAACUUGAAACUACACGAUGAUUAUGAGGCAGCCGGCUUGCUACUUCUGGUAGCUGGGUGUUGUUGUUGUGGUGUCAUGUGUGGCUGCCCAAAUUCAGAUGAAGACAAAGACUCCGAUUCUGAAUCGGGGUCGGACUGGUCCUGA